Molecule: messenger RNA, 1191 nt
Organism: Mucor velutinosus
Lineage: Eukaryota; Fungi; Mucoromycota; Mucoromycetes; Mucorales; Mucoraceae
Product: bud site selection protein
Exons: 3
Coding region: 1-1191 (396 amino acids)
Biological process (GO): protein N-linked glycosylation; cell wall mannoprotein biosynthetic process
Cellular component (GO): Golgi apparatus; membrane
Molecular function (GO): alpha-1,2-mannosyltransferase activity
Source: RefSeq, a predicted model, not a curated record
AUGAUACAUGUCAAUAAGACUGCAAUCAGGGUCAUUGCAAUUUCCAUUGUCCUAUUCACAAGUGUGUAUCUGUUUACACAAUCAUUCUACUAUCAAAAUCAUUUCAGAAACAACAGCCAUCAGGACAUCAUUACGAAGCCAUCGACAUCAUCCAGCACAAACGACGCACCACAGCGCAUAAGCUUCCCAGACGAUUAUUUCCAUUACGGCUCCUUUUAUCAGCAUGAAAAUCCAGAGAAAUUGACAUACCCACACAACAGAUUCAAGGCUGCUUUCAUCACAUUUGUAAAGAACGAUAAGGCUUCGCUAUCAAAGCUUCGUUUCACUGUUCGCAAUCUCGAGGAUCAAUUUAAUAAGCACCAUCACUACCCUUAUAUCAUCUUUACUGAUCAGGAUUUGGAUGACGAGUUUAGAGAGUUGGCAAGCUCUUUGGCCGGUGAAGCUACUAUGAGAUUUGAGAAAGUUGGAAGCGACUUGUACGGCUACGAACCCACUACUGAUCUCAAGAAGGCAGAAGAGGCUCGCAUUGCUCUGAAUAACACCAUGUUUGGUGAUAGUGAAGACUAUCGGUUUCAAUCGAGAUUUAUGGCAGGCACUAUUUACAGACAUCCUCUCAUGCAAGAACUAGACUAUACUUGGAGAUUUGAAGCUGGAACAGAGUAUAUUUGCCCCAUGGAAGAGGAUCCAUUCCAGUUUAUGUUUGAAAACAAAAAGACGACAUCGUUUUCAAUGGCAUUAUACGAAUACAGAGAAACGAUCCCGACAUUAUUUCAAACUGUGUUGGAUUACGCCUCCAAGCACUCUUACUGGAUUCAACCAUCAGGCGAUCCAAAAACCUUGUGGCAUUUUGUUUUGGAUGAAAACAACAUGUUCAAUGGGUGCCAUUUGUGGAAUAAUUUUCAGAUUGCGGAUGUGAGCUUUUAUAGAGGAGAGAAAUAUCAAUCCUUCUUCAACUAUCUGGAUACAUCAAACGGCAUUUUCUACGAAAGAUGGGGAGAUCCAGUGAUUCAAUCGUUAGGCGCAACAUUGUUCCUCACCAAAGACGACAUUCAUUUCUGGGACAAUGUCGGUUACCGUGUUGCGAAUUACUUUACCCACUGUCCCAGCGAAAAGUCAUUGUACUCGAGAUGUACAUGCCGACCAGAAGAAAACUUUGAUUUCAAUGGAUACAGUUGUUUGAAAUUUUAUUAA